CACGGACGCUAAAUUUACCUCCGUUGUGAAAGAGAAAAACUUGAAAAGAAAUAUAAAAUAAUAACAUUAAAUCAAAUUCGUUCAUAUUUCACGAGUUUUACACGGGCAUUCAGAUGUGCGGCGGCGGUAUUCAAGUCCAUUGUCAAACUGUCAAUUUAUCAUAAGUAGUGGCGCUAAAAAAAGAUUCUUUCUUUGAAACAUACAAAAAAACAACAUUUUUCCUUCAUAGUUCUUAAAAACUUGUCGACUUUCCUUCGAAGUCUUAAAAACCAAAGCGAAUUAACAUUUAGUUAUCAUCAAUCAAGUUUUCGGAGUGAUGUGAACAUCGGGUAAUUAUUUAUUGUGUGUGCGACUUAAGAAGAAUAAUAAUUUUUAAUGUACCCACCCACCUACUUAUCUUACCCAAAAAUAGAAAAACUAUAUAAAAUGAAAUAUGCAUUCUAUUAAGAAAGAAUAAUGCAUUUUAAGUGUUUAAAAAAGAAUCUACAUAAUUAUAAAAAUAGGUUUUCAAAAGAGUCUUAAAGGAAAAAUAGUUGAAACAAAAAUAAAAUCAAGAAGAAUGAAGAAUAAUGACAUCAGUCAAGUGUGAAUGGGUGUUUAAGUGUGUAAUAAUAGCAAAGCACAUUCUUUAUUUAUAAACAUUUGCUGUAAUUUUGAUGUCACGAUAAGAAAAUAUAAACAAAUAAAAUUGUAAAGUGUUUUGAAGAAAAUAAAUAAAAUAUAAAAUAUAAAAUGGAUCGUACAAUGUAUGGAAAAAUGGAUCCUGGUUCAAGGCAACCAUAUAGGACGAUAUUAAGCAAAGGAAUACAACCUGGAUAUGCUCUAUUAGCUGAUUUGCAAAACAGCGUACCUGGCCAAAAUAAACAACAAUCAACGGUAUCGUCAACAAACUAUCAGCACAAUUAUGGAGGUACACCUGGUUAUGGAAGUGUACGACCCAAACAAACCUCAGUUUCUCCUAUUUAUCAGGAACAUUAUACAAUGACAGAAACACGAAAAUCCACCUCGCCAGCAUUCAAUGGCCAUGGUGGAGGAAUAGCUCCUGCACCAAAUCAUUCUUCGUAUCAAUAUCAAAGUCAUCAGCAUCAAGGUGCAACACCAAGGCCACACAAUAAUGGUCUCUAUGGAACAGCUAACCGAGGUGCUACUGCUCCAGCAGCUAAUGCCAAUAAUUUAUCCGAGCUGGAUAAUCUAUUGCAUGAUCUGAGCAAUGGAAGAUAUGACAGCACUUUGGAGAGAAAAGAAGCUGCUAUGCCAGUUGCAUAUGGUAUCAGUCAGGUUAAGCAACAACCAGGAAGCAAUUAUAGUACCCUCAACAGUACAACCAAAAGGCCAACUGUUGAUAGUUUGCUGGAUGAAUUAACAAAUGCAUCUACCAACUCCAUCUAUGCAGUUCCAAAUGGCUCUGUUUCGGCUGACGCAAAAUCACCAACUCCUGGACGUCAUGUAACGAUUACUGUAAGGGAAACAACUACUGAAAAAUUAACUGGGCCGGAGGGAGUACCAGUUGCAUCACUAGAAGAACAAAUUAUUCAUAAAAAAGACUCCUAUGCACCACCUCAGACACCAUCAGGAAAUGCAGCCUCGAAUGUGUUUGCUUCUUCAGCUACCAAGGAAUUGGAUGACCUUAUGGCUUCUCUGUCUGACUUUAAGGUCAAUUCAGGUUCCCAUCAUCAUCAAGCUGUUGUUACGGAUUACGCCAAACCCAACAAAGGCAUAUCCCAUUUAACUCAAACUGAAAUAACUAAAACUUCUACAAUUGUAGAAGAUAUUCAUCAUCCACCGUCACCACUACCACCACCACCACUAGCUUCUGCGGCUAAUAUUAUUGGAGGCGAUCAAUUAGAUUCUAUGCUUGGUAGUUUACAAGCAAAUAUGUCUCGUCAAGGUGUCAAUACUGUUCAAAAAGGCUGCUGCAAUGCCUGUGAAAAACCAAUUGUUGGUCAAGUAAUUACUGCUUUGGGUAAAACAUGGCAUCCAGAGCAUUUUACAUGCAAUCAUUGUAGCCAAGAAUUGGGUACACGCAAUUUCUUUGAACGUGAAGGCUUCCCAUACUGUGAGCCAGAUUAUCAUAAUUUGUUUAGCCCACGUUGUGCCUAUUGUAAUGGUGCUAUUUUGGAUAAAUGCGUCACAGCAUUGGACAAGACCUGGCAUACAGAACAUUUCUUCUGUGCCCAAUGUGGACAGCAAUUCGGUGAGGAUGGUUUCCAUGAGCGUGAUGGCAAACCAUAUUGUCGCACUGAUUACUAUGAAAUGUUUGCACCCAAGUGCAAUGGAUGCAAUCGUGCAAUUAUGGAGAAUUAUAUCUCAGCCUUGAACUCACAAUGGCAUCCAGAUUGCUUUGUUUGCAGGGAUUGUCGACGACCCUUUCAAGGUGGUUCAUUCUUUGAUCAUGAAGGUCUUCCCUAUUGCGAGACUCAUUACCAUGCGAAACGUGGUUCCUUAUGUGCUGGCUGCUCGAAACCAAUUACUGGACGUUGUAUUACAGCAAUGUUCAAGAAAUUCCAUCCUGAACAUUUCGUGUGUGCUUUUUGUUUGAAGCAACUCAACAAAGGAACCUUUAAGGAACAGAACGAUAAACCCUACUGCCAUGCAUGUUUUGAUAAAAUAUUCGGUUGAAAACCAAACCAAUUUCAAAUGAAAUUGAAAAACAAAAGUAAAAAAUUAAAAACUAAACUUGAUUACUAAAAUUAAAAACAAAAACAAAAUUAUAACAAUAUAAAAUUCAAGUUCAACAAU
This is a messenger RNA of Eupeodes corollae, 2739 nucleotides long. It is a transcript of the gene Pax, whose product is annotated as paxillin. Gene Ontology annotation, cellular component: filamentous actin; Z disc; stress fiber. Lineage: Eukaryota; Metazoa; Arthropoda; Insecta; Diptera; Syrphidae. The record is from RefSeq and is a predicted model, not a curated record. The transcript has 9 exons. The coding region runs from base 733 to 2619 and encodes 628 amino acids. Gene Ontology annotation, molecular function: muscle alpha-actinin binding; actin binding. Gene Ontology annotation, biological process: positive regulation of integrin-mediated signaling pathway; cell-cell junction organization; positive regulation of substrate adhesion-dependent cell spreading.